This is a messenger RNA of Heteronotia binoei (common prickly gecko), 1299 nucleotides long. RefSeq names its product vomeronasal type-2 receptor 26-like. Gene Ontology annotation, molecular function: G protein-coupled receptor activity. Lineage: Eukaryota; Metazoa; Chordata; Lepidosauria; Squamata; Gekkonidae. The transcript is spliced from 4 exons. The coding region runs from base 1 to 1299 and encodes 432 amino acids. Gene Ontology annotation, cellular component: membrane. Gene Ontology annotation, biological process: G protein-coupled receptor signaling pathway. The record is from RefSeq and is a predicted model, not a curated record.
AUGGUGUUCAAUAACAGUGCUGGAGACUCUUCACAUUUUGAUCACAAUGGAGAAUUAGUAGCUGGUUUUGAUGUUAUAAACUGGGUCACUUUCCCCAAUAACUCAUUUGUUAAAGUAAAAAUUGGAAGACUCGACCCUCGAGCUCCACAAGGAAAAGAGUUAACUCUUAAAAACAAUGUAAUUGUUUGGCCUAAACACUUUAACCAGGUCCCACCACUUUCUUUGUGUAAUGACAACUGUAAUCCUGGUUACUACAGGAAACAAAAAGAAAUAAAAUUCUGCUGCUAUGACUGUGUUCCGUGUCCAGAAGGGAUGAUUUCUGAGCAAAAAGACAUGGAUGCUUGCAUCAAUUGUCCAGAAGUUCAAUAUCCCAAGAAAGGCAAAAACCAGUGCAUUCCAAAGGUCAUAACCUACCUUUCUUACAGUGAACCAUUAGGUAUUACAGUAGCUUUAUUUGAUAUUUCUUUAGCUCUAACUACAGUUUUGGUGCUUGGAACAUUUGUAAAGCAUCAAGAAACUCCCUUAGUCAAAGCCAACAACUUGAGCCUCACUUACAUUCUCCUCAUCUCUCUCCUUCUGUGCUUCUUCUGCUGUUUACUCUUCAUUGGGCGGCCUGUAAAAAUGUCUUGCAUUCUCCGACAAGUUACUUUUGGCACGGUCUUCUCUGUGGCACUCUCCAGUGUGUUGGCCAAAACCAUCACUGUGGUAUCUGCAUUCAUGGCUACAAAACCAGGAUCCAAGGUGAAGAAACUGAUAGGGAAAAAAAUGGCAAAUUCUAUUGUCCUUUCCUCUUCCUUCAUUCAAGUUGGCAUAUGUACUUUUUGGCUAACAACUUCUCCUCCAUUCCCAGACAUCGACAUGCACUCGUUCAAUGAUCAGAUCAUAGUGGAAUGUAACGAGGGUUCAGCUACCUUUUUUUACUGUCUCUUGGGCUAUAUGGGCCUCCUCGCAAUUAGUAGCUUCACUGUGGCUUUCUUCGCUAGGAAGUUGCCAGAUAGUUUCAAUGAGGCCAAACUUAUUACUUUCAGCAUGUUGGCCUUUUGCAUUGUUUGGUUAUCUUUCAUUCCUACCUAUCUGAGCACCAAAGGGAAAUCCAUGGUGGUUGUAGAGAUUUUUGCUAUCUUAGCCUCUGCUGCUGGCUUACUGGGUUGUAUUUUUUUCCCCAAGUGCUACAUCAUAGUGCUGAAGCCUGAGCUGAACAACAAAGAACAUGUAAUGGGAAAAACUCAGAAUACAUGGCAGUUGGAGUCCUGUCGCACCUUUGAGAUCAACAAAGUUUUAUUUCCCACCCCCCACUAA